This is a messenger RNA of Candidula unifasciata, 3540 nucleotides long. NCBI's taxonomy places the organism in Eukaryota, Metazoa, Mollusca, Gastropoda, Stylommatophora, Geomitridae. The record is from the annotation of a GenBank genome assembly.
AUGGCCGCCCCCUUGAACGAAGAGAUUCAGCGGCUGUCGUUCUAUAACAUUCGCCCUGUAAUAUUACAUGGCUACAUUUUCCCGUUUCUGUUAAUUGUGGCCGCCUGGGCUUACACUUGGACAUCAGUGUAUGGCGUUGAAGAACAUUUUGAAGGGGGCUUAAUUGCUCUAGCAGCUAUCGGAUUGUUGCAGAUUCUGACGGCGUUGUUUUGUUUGUGGUCGGUACACGUCAGAUGCGCGUUGACCUGUUCACGGGUCAGCGAUCCAUUCAAAGCACAGUGGGUGAAAGUUGUACCAACUCCCAACAAUGGCUUCACAGAGUUGGUCAAACUCCAUCAUAAACGAGAGCCUGGUGAUGACCCAUUGUGGUUUAUCUUCCAAAAAACCAAGUAUUUAUAUGAUGCAGAACGCAAGCAGUUUGUUUCGGUAUCAUUUCCCAUCGACCAGUCAAUUCAGUUCUACAUGGACUGUAAAGGUUAUCAGGAGGAUGAAGAAGUUGCAGCUGCUGAGAAGAAAUUCGGCAAGAACUCAAUGGUCAUGGACAUCCCCAAAUUUGUGGAACUUUUCAAAGAACGAGCAACUGCUCCGUUUUUUGUUUUUCAGGUUUUCUGUGUGGGGUUAUGGUGUCUAGAUGAGUACUGGUACUACUCUGUGUUUACCCUGAUCAUGCUGAUAGCAUUUGAGGCCACACUUGUUCAGCAACAGUUGCGGAACAUGGCAGAGAUCAGGAAAAUGGGCAACAGACCCUACCUCAUACAGGUUUACCGAAACAGGAAGUGGCUGAAAAUAAUGACAGAUGAGCUUCUUCCUGGAGAUAUUGUAUCCAUAGUGAGAUCACAGGAUGAGAAGAUAGUUCCCUGUGACAUGCUGCUGCUGAGAGGACCUUGUAUAGUGGAUGAGUCUAUGUUGACUGGAGAGUCAGUUCCUGUCAUGAAGGAACCAGUGGAAAAUUUAGAGCCGAGUCAUUUUCUGGACUUGGAGCAAGAUGGCAAGCUGCACAUUUUGUUUGGUGGGACUAAAGUUGUUCAGCACACACCUCCGAGUAAAUCUGGCCCUGGGUUAAAAGCUAGUGAUAAUGGUUGUAUAGCCUACGUCCUGCGGAACGGCUUCAAUACAUCUCAAGGAAAACUACUGCGGACAAUUUUGUUUGGGGUCAAGCGGGUAACGGCAAAUAAUUUGGAGACGUUUUUCUUCAUCAUGUUUCUCCUGGUGUUUGCAAUCAUUGCUGCUGCAUAUGUCUGGAUUAAAGGCACUGAGGACCCAGGCAGAAACCGCUACAAGUUGUUCCUAGAGUGUACCCUGAUCCUGACGUCGGUUGUGCCACCAGAGUUGCCAAUAGAACUGUCACUGGCUGUCAACACUUCUCUGUUGGCUCUGACUAAGUUGUAUGUGUACUGCACAGAGCCGUUCAGAAUCCCAUUCGCUGGCAAAAUUGACAUCUGCUGCUUUGACAAAACUGGGACUCUGACGAGUGAUGAUCUGGUGGUCGAAGGGGUUGUGGCGCUGAGUGGAUCAGACAUAAUCCCUGCCCAUGAAGCACCUCUAGAAACAACCCAGGUGCUAGCCACCUGCCAUGCAUUGGUGCACCUGGAUGAAGAGCUGGUGGGAGAUCCACUUGAGAAAGCCACCCUGAAAGCUAUAGAGUGGAGUUUAACUAAAGGAGAGACGGUUGUUCCACAAAAGAAAAAGACUCAUGGUUUGAAGAUUUAUCACCGGUUCCACUUCCAGAGCUCUCUGAAGAGAAUGUCAGUCAUAUUUGGUCACACGGCGCCUGGUAGCACAGACAUUCAGUACAGUGCUGCCGUCAAAGGAGCUCCGGAGACUCUCAAGUCCAUGUACCAGAGCCUGCCUGCGGACUAUGAUGAAGUCUAUCUGAAGAUGGCUAGAAGGGGCGCAAGAGUGUUAGCUCUGGGUUACAAGAGGCUGGGAACAAUGUCUCAUCAACAGUUGAGGGACAUGACCCGGGAACAGGUGGAGAGAGAUCUGGUGUUUGCUGGCUUUGUGAUUAUCUCAUGCCCUCUCAAGUCGGACUCCAAAGCUGCUAUUAAAGAGAUUAUCAAUGCAUCUCACCAUGUUGCUAUGAUCACCGGAGAUAACCCCCUGACCGCUUGCCAUGUGGCCAAGGAGCUCAAGAUGACCAGGAAGGAGGCAACUGUCAUCUUACAGCCUCGCAAUGAGUUCUCGGAAGAUUGGCAUUGGCAGUCAAUAGAUGACACAUUCAUUAUAAAGUUGAAGCCGGACAAUCCUAAGAGGGACUUGCUUUUGGUGUAUGAUCUGUGUUUGACUGGUGAGGCAAUAGCAUACCUACAGGGGCAGAACAAGAGAUAUUUCCAUCUCCUCCUGGCCAACACAAAAGUAUUUGCCAGAGUGGCUCCCAAACAGAAGGAGCUUAUCAUCACCACACUCAAGUCUCAGGGCUAUGUAACAUUGAUGUGUGGAGAUGGCACCAAUGAUGUCGGGGCUUUGAAACAUGCUGAUGUUGGUGUUGCUCUUCUAGCUAAUGCUCCAGAAAAGUUACCAGACAAGAAAAAGAAAGAAGAAAUUGAUGGAGACACAGGUAGUUCAGUGGACAGAACACCACCAGGGGCAAACCCACGUGGACCCCCAGGCAGGCUAACCAGCCGCGUGGCAAAACAGCGAGCAGUCACUAGAGGGGAGAAUCUUUCAGCAAAUCAGAGGAAACUGCAGGCUGUGCUGAAGGAAAUAGAAGAGGAGGAGAAAGCCCAAGUUAUAAAAUUAGGGGAUGCCAGCAUUGCGUCACCAUUCACUUCAAAAUUGUCUACUGUCAUGAGUGUGUGCAACAUAAUCAAACAAGGCAGGUGUACUCUGGUCACAACCCUGCAGAUGUUUAAGAUCCUGGCACUCAACGCCUUGGUGCUCGCCUACAGCCAGAGUGUUCUCUACUUGGAUGGCAUCAAGGAACUGCUCCUGGCUGGAUGUUUCUUGUUCAUAUCUAGAUCUAAAGUAAGUGCUACCAUGCAGGGACUGCUCCUGGCUGUGUGUUUCUUGUUCAUAUCUAGAUCUAAACCGCUGAAGUCGCUGUCCAAAGAACGGCCAUUACCAAAUAUUUUCAAUGUCUACACCGUUCUGACAGUGUUCCUUCAGUUCUGUGUGCAUUUUACCAGUCUGCUGUACCUCGUGCGGGAGGCCAAGUCUAGGAUGCCGAAAAGGGAGGAGGGACAGUUUGUGGACCUGGAGAAGUCCUUUGAACCCAGCAUAUUGAACACAACUGUCUACAUUAUUUCCAUGUCUCUCCAAGUCUCCACAUUUGCUGUCAACUACAAGGGAGAGCCAUUCAUGGAGAGAUUGCGAGACAACAAACCUCUGGUCUACAGUUUAAUCUUCUCUACAUGUGCCAUCCUAACACUGGCCAGCGGCCUCAUUCCAGAGUUGCAGCAGCAGUUUGAACUUGUGGAGCUUCCCACGGAGUUCCGCAACACAGUCCUGGGUGUGGUGAUUGCGGACAUCGGGCUGGUGUUUCUCAUCGAUCGCACUGUGCAGUUUCUUCUGGGUGGUGGCAGGUUGAAGCCCACCUGUUGA